CUUCAGGACCUCAAAGCAGGGCGUUUCCGUCUUAAGCUAGCUCUGGAGUCUGCUUACAUCCAGCUCAGUGCAGAGGACACACUAACCCUGAAAAGUGUGGCUGAGGCAAGUUCAGCACCUUUGGACUUGAAGAUGGCCCCUUUCCAGACCAAUAAGGAACUGAUUUCUACAGGAAUAAAGGAGUUUAACGUUCUGCUGAAUCAGCAGGUCUUUAACGACCCUCUCAUCCCUGAAGAGAGCAUGGUGACUGUGGUGGAUGACUGGGUAAACUUGUACAUCAACUACUACAAGAGCCACGUGCUUGGGGAGCAGCAGGAAAAAGACAAGGCGCUGCAAGAACUCCAGCAAGAGCUGAGUACUUUGGGCAGUCAGUUUCUGACCAAAUAUAGGACCAUUCUGAAGAGCAGAGAGCCCUCAAACAGUGAACUACCUUCCUCAUAGCCUGAAGGCUGAAGGUAUCACAUCUGAGAACCCUGUAGUCUUGGCUCUGGAUUAUGUCUCCAGACUAUUCUCUCAUGACGUUGCUGGACCUUGACAUCUCAAUAAAGACCAAUACGAAUUUGUUGA
Molecule: messenger RNA, 567 nt
Organism: Myodes glareolus (Bank vole)
Lineage: Eukaryota; Metazoa; Chordata; Mammalia; Rodentia; Cricetidae
Gene: Ahsp
Product: alpha hemoglobin stabilizing protein
Biological process (GO): erythrocyte differentiation; protein stabilization; protein folding
Cellular component (GO): cytoplasm
Molecular function (GO): hemoglobin binding
Source: RefSeq, a predicted model, not a curated record